GUUACAAGCGAGCAUCUCAGGGGAUGAUGGAGCGCGUAGGAGCAUGAUGGAUCCAACGGUCCAUAGAACCUGUUCAGACCAAUCACUGAAGACAAUGAUGGAGAUAUGUGUAAGGUUUCUCCUCAAAGACCCUUUAGAACGUCCUUCCAUUGAAGAAUUUCGUUCAGUUUGCUUCUCAAGUCCAAGAAGGUUGGCUACGUAACAGCAAUCCUCCGGGCACUCUCGGCUUGCCUUCUCCUGCAGCUUCCUCUCGUUUACACAUACCAACACUCGAAUCACCACCAGAUUCAGGUAGUUUUAAAUAUGAGAGCUAAGUCUGAAUGAGUUUCUUGAUCUGAGAGUCAUAUCGUGCUUGUGUCUGUAAAUUGCAGGAUAUGAAGAGCAUGAGAGGUAGAGGAGACAAGAGUUUUGGUUUGGUCCUGAGUUCUUCUUCACUUUACUUCAACUUCUUUAUUUUGUACCUCUCUCGAUCAUCUCGAAGAAUGUAACUCAAUACUCUUCUCCAUCCAGACCAAAACGACACAGAAAAAUAAAAUAACAUAAUAAUAGAUCUGCAAGUUAAGCAAAGUAGUAAAUAUUAUUAUCCAUCGUGGAAAUUAACUACACUUCUCUCACUUGAAAUGCUUAAAAAAACUUAACAUCCUCAACGUAGUUGAGAUAGGUCUUGAGAUAACAACCCUGAUACACGUCCAUUCCUUGGACUCCAACCCUUGUGAUCAUCUUACUCUCGACAUUGUAGUAGAUGACAUAUAAAUGCUCGUUUUGGUUGCACAGGGAUAAUACGAUUUCAUUACCAAUCAUUCCAAUAAUGCGCAUGCAUGGUCUCCGUAACUAUAUUCUUCCACGAAGGUGGUAAUACGUAUACAUGCUUGGACCACUCAGCGUCUCGUAGAACCCACAGCUCAAAACUUCUACUUCUUCUUUCUAGAUUAACAUAUCUAGAAUCUCCUGAUAUAAGCAAACCUAGUUUGCCAUUGUGGUUUACUAGAGUUGGUUCUUUACAUGAAGUUCCCAAGAACUUGACAGAACUGAACUUCUCAGUCCUCAAAUCAAAACAAACGACCAUAGACUCCACGAUAUACUCCACAUUAGAUAUGCAUGGUGCGCCGGCUUUGUAGUACAAAACACCACUGAUGCAUAUAGGCAUGGAAGAAGAAGGCAAAUGACCACAGAUGUACAUAGCAAUGGAAGAAGAAGGCAAAUGAGGUAUGCAACAUUGGACCUUCCUCCAUGACAAUCUUUUAGUUCCUAAUGUCAGAACCUGGUGGUCCACAGAGAUGUAAACAUUAUUUACACGCGAAAAGGCCAUUGACAAUACCUUGUAUUCUUUCGCAAUGGGGUCAUAUCCAAGAUAGGUUUCCACUUCAUACCUCGUCCUCGACUUCAAUCUUGGUAAGGUCAAGGACUGUCCCGUGCUAAGGUUACAUAUCACCGUGACGACCGCGAUUCUUAGCUUCCGAUAGCCCAAAAAAAGCGGAUAACAUAUUUAUUGGGUAUUUGAAUUUCAGUGAAAUAAGAUAUUUUCUUUUUGUUAGGAAAAUUUUAGAAAAUAAUGGAAAUUAAAUAGCGAUUAUGUUACAAGAUACGAUUAGCAUCGGGCAGUGCAAAAUGCUAUAGCUUCCCAAGAUUUGAUCCUUUUGGGUUAUCUCGUAAUGACAAUUAGUUUAGGAUUUUGAAACUUAUAUUAAUACUAUUAUCCGACAACACUUGUUUCAGCUUCUUAUUUUAACAUUUUUUGUUUUUUUCUAUUCUUCUUCCCAUCAGCAUUUUCUUUUUAAAAAAUUGAAUACUUUAAUUUUUUAAAAAUUUCACAAUGAUCAGAUGAUAUUAUGGAAGAUCUCAAGAGUUAAAUGUAUCCAUCUUGGGGCAUUAAAACCGGUGUACGGGAUGAUAAAUACAGACUUUAUAUCAUAUGAUAGCUCAGUAAUUCAUAUUUAUCACGUUGCUAAAAAAAUUAUAAGGUACUAGUAGUCAACAAAAUCAAUUAAAGAGAAAGAAAGAAACGCAUGUGAAGAGAGUUUACAACUGGAAAAGUAAAAUAAAAAUUAACGCAUGUUGAAUGCUGACAUGUCAGUAUGUCCAUGAAUCCACGUAUCAAGCGCCAUUCAUCGAUCGUCUUCCUCUUUCUAAAUGAAAACAACUUCACACAUCACAACAAACAAUACACACAAGACCCCCUCUCUCUCGUUGUCUCUCUGCCAGCGACCAAAUCGAAGCUUGAGAAGAACAAGAAGGCGUCGAAAAUGGUUGUUCUGAGCAUGAUGGCGUUGGUAAAAACAGCUUAUUCUUUGAACAGCUUUGUCUUUGAGGCGGAAGACAUUGUAUUCGGUUCGCCUUGGUGGUUCGUCGUCGUCAGUGUGGCGUGUCUCCUCGUUCUCUUCGCCGGGAUAAUGUCUGGACUCACGCUCGGACUAAUGUCCCUUGGUCUCGUCGAGCUUGAGAUUCUCCAGCAGAGUGGCUCCUCCGCGGAGAAAAAGCAGGCCGCUGCUAUCUUACCAGUGGUUAAGAAGCAGCAUCAACUUCUUGUGACUCUGCUUCUAUGCAAUGCAGCAGCCAUGGAGGCACUUCCUAUAUGUUUGGAUAAGAUAUUUCACCCCUUUGUGGCUGUUUUACUCUCAGUUACUUUUGUUCUUGCUUUUGGAGAGAUCAUUCCACAAGCUAUAUGCUCGAGAUAUGGACUUGCUGUUGGCGCUAAUUUUUUGUGGUUGGUUCGCAUUUUGAUGAUAAUCUGCUAUCCCAUUGCUUACCCUAUUGGAAAGGUUCUUGAUGCCGUAAUUGGGCAUAAUAACACACUGUUUAGGCGAGCUCAGCUGAAAGCUCUCGUCUCAAUUCACAGCCAAGAGGCUGGUAAGGGAGGUGAACUGACACACGAGGAAACAAUGAUUAUAAGCGGAGCCCUUGAUUUGAGCGAGAAGACGGCUGAGGAGGCUAUGACGCCAAUUGAAUCAACUUUUUCCUUGGAUGUAACAACAAAGUUAGACUGGGAAACAAUUGGAAAAAUACUUUCCAAAGGCCAUAGUCGAAUCCCGGUCUACUUAGGGAAUCCAAAAAACAUCAUUGGGCUUUUAUUGGUGAAGAGUCUUCUAACGGUACGAGCGGAAGCAGAGACACCCAUAAGUUCUGUUUCCAUCAGGAAGAUCCCAAGGGUUCCGUCAGACAUGCCACUGUACGAUAUCCUCAACGAGUUUCAAAAGGGAAGCAGUCACAUGGCUGCGGUUCUCAAAGUCAAAGACAAAGAUAAAAAGAAGAGUAUGCAUUUCCUGAGUCAUGAGGAAACACCAAAAGAAAAUAUUAACUUAUACACGUGUCCUCAUUUGAUAACUCCUUUGCUUAAGCAUGAUGUUGUUGUCGAUAUUGAUAAAGCACCAAAGCAUGUGGAAAAAAGAGGAAUAAAUUUUCAACUAAACGGUAGUGUGACGAGGGACUUGCCGCGUCUGUUGGAAGAUAACGAGGAUGAAGAAGUUAUUGGCAUCAUCACGUUAGAAGAUGUGUUUGAAGAACUUCUACAAGCAGAAAUAGUGGAUGAAACCGACGUUUACAUUGAUGUACAUAAAAGAGUGCGAGUGGCGGCGGCAGCAGCAGCAGCUGUAUCAUCCAUAGCACGUGCUUCACCAGUGGAAUAUCAAAGCAAGGGAGGAGUAACGGUGAAGAAGCUUGUGGGGAAAGAAGGAAGAAGUACGAGAAACUACACAACAAAAAUCACGGAGCCUCUUUUAUCAGAAGAAUGUCAUAGAUAAAAAUUUUGUUUUAUACUUCUUUCUUGUGGUAAUUAUUACAAGGUUCAGUGUCGGUCUCAUUAAUCGUGUAUCACGUCUCUUAAACACGUACGUAUCCUGUUGUUGUAUGUAUGUUGCGAAGUUGAAAUAAUGAAGAAAAGAGUUUUCUAAA
Molecule: messenger RNA, 3888 nt
Organism: Brassica rapa (field mustard)
Lineage: Eukaryota; Viridiplantae; Streptophyta; Magnoliopsida; Brassicales; Brassicaceae
Product: putative DUF21 domain-containing protein At1g03270
Biological process (GO): intracellular manganese ion homeostasis; magnesium ion homeostasis
Cellular component (GO): cytoplasm
Source: RefSeq, a predicted model, not a curated record